Messenger RNA from Erinaceus europaeus (western European hedgehog), 624 nucleotides. It is a transcript of the gene TOMM6, whose product is annotated as translocase of outer mitochondrial membrane 6. The transcript has 3 exons. Gene Ontology annotation, cellular component: mitochondrial outer membrane translocase complex; mitochondrion. The record is from RefSeq and is a predicted model, not a curated record. Bases 57 to 281 code for a protein of 74 amino acids. NCBI's taxonomy places the organism in Eukaryota, Metazoa, Chordata, Mammalia, Eulipotyphla, Erinaceidae.
CCCGGCGCCGCCACAGUGCGUCGUGAGAAACCUUGCGGAGACGAGGUGCUGCUGCAAUGGCUUCCAACAGUGUCGUGGUGAGUGCUGCGGGGCCCGUGAGUGAAGCUCCUGAAAUUCCGGACAACGUGGGAGAUUGGCUUCGGGGCGUCUACCGCUUCGCUACGGACAGGAAUGAUUUUCGGAGGAACUUGAUUCUCAAUUUGGGACUUUUUGCUGCAGGAGUUUGGCUGGCCAGGAAUUUGAGUGACAUUGACUUAAUGGCACCUCAGCCUGGGGUGUAGCCAAAUAGUUGUCCUCUUGAUUGCAGACAGAUGGAACCCCUGUGCUAUAUUGGAACCUUCCAUAAGCAGAGCCUACAAUCUGUCUAUUACAAGAUUUGCCUGGUGGCAGCUGAAGUUUGAUUCACACGGGCACCUUCCCUAUCUUGCCUAUUUCCUUUAUUUUUUUCCCUUUCAUUUAUGAGUCUACUUAGAACUGUUCCCUGAUCAGCAGUCAGUCUUGAGUCAGAGUUCUGUCCCCUGCUCUGUAAAGUUAUGUACAUAUUUCCUGAGUAUCUGCAGGGAGUGCUCUUUGUACUUUUUCAGAUGUAUUUAACAAAUAUUUGAAAUAAAGACUGCACAUGGA